This is a messenger RNA of Miscanthus lutarioriparius, 3735 nucleotides long. The record is from the annotation of a GenBank genome assembly. NCBI's taxonomy places the organism in Eukaryota, Viridiplantae, Streptophyta, Magnoliopsida, Poales, Poaceae.
AUGGCGGGUCCUGGAUCUGUGGUAUCCUCCUUAUUCAUCAUGAUGAAUAAGAAAACAUACAUCUUGCUUCGCAUUGAGUUCCUGGUGGUGACGGUCACAUUUCUGUUCCUUGCUAUGUCCAUCAUGGACAUCUUCCGUCGCCGCUUUCACAGCCCGAUUAUCAUGUCCAUCUUUAACAUCCUGGACACUGUGUCUGACUCCAUAGUGGUAUACAUCCUUGGAGCCAUGAAAACAGCAAGGAUAAAGAAUCAGUUAUUCCCAGUGUGGGCUAUUGUUCUUGUCAAUUUCCGCAACAGCAUCGAUUUCAUCUCUGGGUAUGGUGUUCCUGACAGACGUGGUCGACGGUUCACUGAGUGGAGAAUUGUAAUCAAGCUCUUGGGAGUAGGAUUCCUGAACGGAUCCAGCGAUUCCAAGUUUUUGCUCCCUCUCUGGUCCCUCUGGGCGUGCAGUUCAAGCCUCAUUUCAGAGUACAUGCGAACUGAUCGUGAACCUGGCAACUUUAGAGAUGCAGACUGUGACCCGCAGACAAUGCAAGGAUACAAAUACCUGGUCUAUGGAGAAACAAAGCGAAGUGUCACGCUGAAGAAGCCUCAGUAUGUUCUCCGUAUAGACCCUUGCAAGCAGCAACGGAGGAGAAGAAGAAACACAAGCAUAGAUACACUCACCACACUGGACAAAAUCUGGCAGUCUGAUGGCCACCUUCUGCAACGCCACAACGACAGUAGUAGUCAGGGUGACGACUUGAAGGAUCUCUCCCUUGCCUUUGCGUUGUACAGGUUGCUCCGGUGCAAGCUUGAAGAUGUGACGCUGCACGAGGACGCUAUUCGCGUUAACCAAAAGCUGAUCAGAGCAAGAAUUGCUGAGGAGGAGAAUGACAUGCGCACCUUUAGGGUCAUGGAACUUCAGCUUGCUUUCCUCAAUGAUUACUUCAACACCCGCUACCCGAUGGUGUUCUGGUGUGGUCUCCCUUCACUUUUCAUCAGCCUCGCGCUGUCUGUGGUGACCUUUGCUGUGGUAUGCUGGCUUUCUGUGGACAUCCGCAGGGUGAUUAAACCCCCAGAGGGUGAUACCACCCACCAUGUGCAUGGAUUCAACGUCGACGUCAGUAUCACUUGGGCAUUCAUGUUUUUCAUGAUGUUCAAGGAGAUAUGGGAGAUAGUUAACUACUUGCUAUCGGACUGGACAAGAUUACUCCUCACAUGCUUAUACCAACGGUGCAAGAGUAAAUGUGUGAGAAAUAGGUUUGCAGAGGGAAUAAUACUAUCCUUCUUCAAAUCUAAAAUUAUUAACGAACGGUGGCAUGGUGUCAUUGACCAGUAUGUCUUCUUGCAGUCGUACGAUGGCAAACCAAGAUUUUGGAAUCUGCUGCACACUCUAACAGUCGGAAUGGUGGAAAAAAAGGAUGAAGGGGUAGAGCUAGGUGAGGCCAUCAGUAUUCCAGAUUGCCUGAAGCCUGUUAUUCUGGACAAGCUUCGCUCUCUGCACCUUACGAAGGCUUACCUCGCCAAGACGAUUAAGUCACUGCCAGAGAAAGGACAGAGGGAGAAAUACAGAUGGGCCUGCUUUGAACUGCCAACAUCCUCUCACAUCAUUCUGGUAUGGCACAUCGCCACCAGCCUUUGUGAGAUAGAGCUGGCUAAAGGCAAUGGCGUCGAUCUAACAAAACCUGGGUUCCUUUGCAAUCUCUUGUCAUGCUUCACUACGUGCUGCUCCUCCAAAUCAUAUCUUAUGGAUGAAAACAAAUUAAGUGGUAAACUUCAGGAAAGCUACAUCAUUGCAAAUAGCCUGUCGCGGUACUGUGCAUAUCUGCUUGUUUCAAAGCCUGAAAUGAUCCCUGACAGCUUCCUCGUGCCCAAGAUAGUACUCCAAGAAACCAUUAAGUAUGCUCGUGAUCAAUUACUGAAAGACCAUGACUCGCUACAGAGCAAAUAUGACAAAUUAAUAGAACAAGCACAGAAUGCUGACAAAGUAAUGGAAAGGGAGAAUAUUCUGCAACAAGGUGCCAUUCUGGGAAACCAGCUCAUCAGUUCCGAGAGUGAAGAAGACCGUUGGGUGAUCCUGUCCGAGCAGCACACAAGAAGUCCCUCGAGUCAGGAGGCGAGUUCAUUACCCACAUCUGGGCAUUGCUAUGGCAUUGUGGGAUUGAGAAGAGCAAACUGUGGCCAGUGGAAGAUGUUCCUGAUGAGAACAAUGCCCCCUGGAGCACGAACAGCUCGGGACGACAAUACUGAAAGUGGCAGUGAUCAGACUAAGCAAGAGAUGCAGCAAGCUGAUGCAAAAAUAGGGAUAAAAGAGGAAGCAGACACAUCUAGAUCAGAUUUGAUGCAGGGAUCUGCAGGUGCACAGGUGCAGAAUGGUAAGGUGGAGAAUGGAGUCCAUGGAAAGGAUGGGAUUAAUGUGGAAUGUGCAGAUGUGGAUGGCACAUGGAUAGAUCAUCAGACUGAAGAACACAGUGAUCAGGAGGACACGGAAGAACAAAAACAAAUGGUGGUGGUGGAUCGAAACACGCAUGCAGAAGAUGCAGGUGAAGGGGUAGCCAGCGUGCAGAGUGAGAACAUUGUAACAGGCAGAGCCAUACCCUUGCCUCAUCAGAGCGUGGUUAGAGGGAUGAAGAAUCUCGGGAACACGUGCUACUUCAACGCAGUUCUGCAGAGCCUCCUUGCACUUGGUAACAUGCGUGUGAGCAUGUUAGAACCAGAUGCUCUGCCUCUGAAAGGUUCACUUGGCCAAGAACUGAAGAACCUCUUCAUGGAGACAACCUAUGGCAACAAUGAUGCCAGCAUCCCGCUGGUGCCAGAGAACCUCUUCAAUAUUAUGUGCUCACGCAAUUCAAAAUUCCAACGCGGCGUGACGGAAGACAGCAAUAUCAUGCUCAUCUCUUUGCUUGAUGGUUUGAAUGAUGAGGAACCAGGCAUGGUCGAGUCCCUCUUCUAUGGCCAGGUUGGUAAAAAUCUACGUUGCAAAGCAUGUGGGCACGCCACAUAUAAGGACGGAGAGAAGCUUGAUCUCAGUUUGGCGAUACCGUCAAAGAAACCAGUAUCAGUUGAGGACUGCUUGGACUUCAAUGCCCGGGAGAAUAUCCGGGGUUGGCGCUGUACAGACUGUUUUUCUGCUGCUGGAAAUGCCUCUACGAACCAAACUGAGCAGUCAGACAGUGGAACACACCUAAAGGCGCAACCCAGCUAUCCACCUGAUGAGAAACAAAUAAGUGCACCAGACAACAAUGAAGAUGAACAUCAAGUGGAACAAACCCAGAAAGUGGAAAAGAAGAUAUGCAGUCAAAUAACCAAGGCACCACCUGUACUAAUUAUUCAGCUGAAGAGAUUUAACUAUGAUCCACGUGCACCACAUGAUAAGACCCAGAAGUUGGGGGAACCUGUGAUCUUUGAGGAGACACUGGAUAUAACGAAGUUCAUGCACCCCUGGCAUACAGAAAAUGAAGACUACAAAUAUCAUCUUGUUGCUGUCAUUGUACACGAGGGACAAACAUUGGAUGGAGGACACUAUAUUACCUUUCUGAGAGCGAGCAGGAUUGGGUAUCAGCAGCCGGUGAGUGGUGCUGCUAGCACAUGGUUCUAUGUAAGUGAUGAGCACGUCCGAGAUGCCUCUCUAGAGGAGGUGCUUGGGUCUCAGGCCUACAUUCUUUUCUAUGAAAGACUAAAACAGCCAAAUGUUAAUACAAGUCUGGAGACACACAGCUCAUCGAUCACUCAUCAGCGGAACAGUAAGCAAUGA